UGCGCUUUAAUUUUUCAGAGAAAUAAGAAAAAAUGAAGAUUGUCGGAAAAAAAAAACAAUUGCUGCCCCAAUCCGAACCCUUAGUCAUUGUAGCAGCACUCUUUGCAUGCUCUCUCAAUUUAGUCAGUUAUGUAUUUAAAACGGUGAUCAUAUAAUCAGGCGUUUAAUGUAAAAUGGGUACACAGCCACAAAUUGUCAAAAAAGUGGAUGAAAAGUCAUGGAAAAUUCGUCCCUACGUUUCAGAUCAACAAGUAAAGGACAUUGCAUAUAAAUGUUUUGGGUUAGAUGUCAGUAAUGUUAAAGAAAUUGUUUCCUAUGAAGAUAGAAAUUUUUUAUUGGAAGGUAAAUUGAGCAGUGAGAAAUAUAAAGAAUUCAACAAGUUUGUUUUAAAGAUUUUUAAUGGUGAAUUUACUUUGUUUAAACACAUUUUUGAGAACAACAAUUCUAUCUUGCUAAACUGUGCCGAAAACUGGUCAUUUCAAACACCCAUACCUAUUGAAACUUUGAAAUAUAAUGAAACCAUAGGAGUUUGUAAAAUUCCUUUGCAAAAGGAAUUUAUUUGUGAUGAAGGUUCUAAAAGUGAACUUAUAAGUGAAGAUGGUUGGUAUGAUUUUGCUCAUCUAGUUAGAUUAGUUAUUUAUAUUCCUGGUCAAGUCGUAAAUGUUAAAGAAAUGAAUGAAGACCUUUUGUUUAGCUUUGGAAAAAUGGUAGCUGAAUUAUCUAUUGGUUUACAGCCUAACAUCUGUAAUUCUUGUGAGGAUGUCAUUACUGGCAAAGAAGCAUGGGACACUAUGAAAGCUCCGUACGUUUUACCAGGAUAUAUAACUCUUAUAAAAGACGAAGUUGUAAAAAAACUGUGUGAAGAUGUUUUGUGUUUAUUUGAAAAUAAUGUAUUGCCUAUUAUACAUAAUCUACCUAAGCAGUGGAUACAUACUGAUUUAAAUGAUCAAAAUAUAUUACAAAACAAUAAACAAUUGGUCGGAGUUCUCGAUUUUGAUGAGUUACUUUACUCGUAUCGAGUAGUCGAUCUUGCAACAGCAUUGAUGUAUUUUUCGAUUGGUGCAGACGACGAAAAUCGCAUGAAUAGUAUUGCGGCUAUUUUUAGAGGGUAUUCUUCUUUAAUUACUUUAAAUAAACAAGAGCUUAAAGUAUUAUACACACUAUUUCUUGUCAGGUUUUGCGCAUCAAUCUGUAUGAGUAAUUAUAAUUACAAUUAUAUCGAUCUCGGAAAUAAAUAUUUGUUAAUUCAUGCAGAUAAAGGUAAGCAUUUAUUAAAACACUUCUUUGAUAUGGGAGAAAAAGAAUUUAUGAGUCAAUUGACCAAAAAUAUUACAAAACCUUACAAAACAUAAACUUUCUUCAUGAUUUCUCUUGAGGAUAUCAAUAUUGUAUUAACUUUGUUUAUUUUUAUUAGUUCAACUUGCAAGAAUAAAAGUUAGUUUAUUUUUAUAAGGC
This is a messenger RNA of Hydra vulgaris (swiftwater hydra), 1455 nucleotides long. Its product is annotated as hydroxylysine kinase. Lineage: Eukaryota; Metazoa; Cnidaria; Hydrozoa; Anthoathecata; Hydridae. Gene Ontology annotation, molecular function: amino acid kinase activity. The record is from RefSeq and is a predicted model, not a curated record.